Molecule: messenger RNA, 1108 nt
Organism: Camponotus floridanus (Florida carpenter ant)
Lineage: Eukaryota; Metazoa; Arthropoda; Insecta; Hymenoptera; Formicidae
Exons: 3
Coding region: 492-824 (110 amino acids)
Source: RefSeq, a predicted model, not a curated record
GAAAUCGGGCCGUUGCGAUCGCGUGACAUUUCUCGUGCGUCGCGUUUCGUCCAAACCGACAGCAUCAACACGCGUCUCGUCGUCGCUGAUGAGAAAUAAAGUCCGCGAUGCCGAUCGUGGCUUAGAAACUCCGUCUCCGGACGGGGGAGGUUUAUACGAGACACGUGUACGUUUACGAGACGCCGUGAGGUAUCGCUUAUGCCAGUAGAGGGUCGUACAUCGGUCUCGCUCUGGUGAUUACUGAUGGGUACAAGUGUUCUCGUCGUGGGAGUAGUGACGAAUACACAAAAAUCGAGAACGCGGCGUAACGACGACGACGACGACGAGGAUUUUAUAUGAGACGAUUCUACGACCCUUAAUGUCUCCAUCGUGAGAUCGCCGUCGGUAGCUUAUACCCUACGCGCGAGGGACGCGAGCUCCUGCGGGACUCGGGAUCGACUUGUGGGUGAGGAGGAGGGAAAAACGGACGGAUAAGAGGCAAGAUAAGGACGAUGGGGGUGCCGGAUGUGGAACAGGCCAAGAGGCGACUCCAGGACAUACUUAGGCGAGCGCAGAAGCUGGAAAUACCGACCCAGGAAGUGAUCUCGACGAGAACAGCGCGCAAAUUGCUCGCGAGGACACGCAACGUCCUAGCGUGGACCAUCUGGAUCGGCGUCUUCGUCGUCCUGCUCAGCGGCGUCGUCUAUGCGCGUUGGCCGACACGACAGGACGUGGAGACCGUCAGGACUGUGCUGAGGCGAACAUGUUCCAGUACAGCUUCAGGCGAUUUCUCGGAGCGAGUAGCGGCGCUUCUGCAAUCAUCUUCGACCCAGGACGACUGCUAGUAGUACGCGCUACGAUAUAUGACAGCGCUUUCAUCCCUAAUCCAGCACAUCAACGAGAGGGGUAAAGGGGAAGGUGCAGCCGAAGGGAGAAGCGAUUCAACACGCUCCAAAUGAUUUUUGUCGAGCUAAUCUGUAAGCUUUAAGAAGAAAGCGAAAGUGUCGCGGAGACAAACGAUUGUCAGAGCAAAUCGCGAUUUUCCUUGUCUGAAAAUCGAUCCCUCUUGAGGCUCUUCUCUUUCGCGAGAAAAUCGAUUGGGCGCUCGAUAUCAUUGCUCACAAGUUAA